AUGUCGAACAACAACAAUGCUCACGAGAGCACACCUCUUCUAAGAGGCCACGACGGUGCGGAAGAGAGCGGGGAUGCUACUCAUCAAGCUUCGACUUGGCAACGCGUAAAGAGCUGGAUCUCUUCCCACACUAUCAACCUUAUCCUGACCUUGCUGCUUGCUGUAUUCGUCAUCCUGUUCCUCGUAACAGCUUUUAUUCAGACUUCAGGCAAAGACGAAGACAAGCCACCCUCUGAACCGACCCCGGGUGAGGGAGCUGAAAUAUGCACCUCCGCGGGAUGUGUUCUCGCUUCUUCGACACUCCUCCGCAGUAUCUCGUCAAGAUAUAAGGACCUCGACCCCUGUGAAGACUUCCGCACCUAUGUUUGCGAGGGUUUCGAUGCUGUCCACGAGAUCCGGGAAGACCAAACCGGCGUUGGCAGCCUCCAGAUCAUGAGCGAGGAAGGCCAGCUCCUUCUGAAGCGCAUCUUGGAGUCUCCACAACCUGCCCACACCUCCUUGUUCUGGACUGCAUCUUCGCCGGACCAGCAAAUUUACAGCAAGCUGCACGAUGGUUACAAUGCCUGCUUGAAUGAGACUCAGCUGAAGUCGAUCGGUUCUAAGCCUUUGCUUGACCUCCUUACCGGCCUCGGAGACCUUUAUCCCGUGAAGAAGCCAAAGGGAAGGAAAGAUACUUCGCUCACUGACGCUGUGGAGUAUUUGAUGGGCAAUGGAAUCAGAGGUCCAGUCUCAGUCGGUGUCGGUGCCGACGACAAGGACCCCGACUCAAACAUCAUCUCCCUCAGUCCCCCCUGGUCCUUCGGCCUGCCCUCGAAGCAGUAUUACAACCGGACUGAUAUCGUCACUGCGUACAAAGAAACUAUCGGUACAGUCCUUGAGGCUUUGCGGAAGGAAGCUUCGCCCAAGCACAAUGUGCUCUCGACAUUCGACAGCCCAGGCAUGCCCGCAACGAUGAACAAGAAACUCGUCGAUAGUUUAGUCGAUUUUGAGUACAGCCUGGCUGCAGCAUCACCGGAUCCAGAGGACCUGUCCGACAUCACCAAGGUUUACAACCCUCGGACAUUGGAUGAGGCCGAAGCAUAUAACCCUGAGAUUUCGGUCAAGGACAUCAUUCAGGUCUUUGCUGGUGACUAUAAGCCUUCCAAGAUCAUCGUGGCAUCUCCGAAAUACCUGAAGUCUCUUGCAAAGAUCCUCGAGUCGGAGAGCCGAGAAGUCAUCCAAGCAUAUCUCGCUUGGAAGGUCGUACAAACAUGGGGCGGAUCCGUUGAGAGUGAUAGUGUUGAGCCUCUCCGCAGGUUUAGCAAUAAACUCCAGGGUAAGGAACCGGACGUGAAGGCCGAAAGGUGGAGGAAAUGCAUCAGUGUCGUUGACAGUGACCUUCCCUGGAUUCUCAGCCGUUUCUUCAUAGAACGCGCUUUCUCUAAGGAGGCUAAAGAGCUUGGUGACCAGAUCAUCUAUGACAUCAAGGACUCUUUCAUCGUCAAGCUCAACCACUCCGAAUGGAUGACUGAGAAGGUGCGAGAGUUUGCAAUUGACAAGGUGAAUCUGAUCCGACAAAAGAUUGGAUAUCCUACCCAGAGCCCGGACGUCACCAAUGCGGAUGAGCUUCAGAAAUAUUACAAAAGCGUUAAGGUAUCUGCCGAUUCCUUCUUUGCCAACCGGCUCGCUUCUACCAGAGCCGACGUAAGGCGUGAGUGGGCGCAGGCGGGCAAGCCUGUAGACAAGGCUGAGUGGGGAAUGUCGGCGUCGACGGUGAACGCAUACUACAACCCGCCCGGAAACGAGAUUGUUUUCCCUGCUGGGAUCAUGCAAGCCCCUGUCUUCUACGACCCCUCGCUUCCCAAGUAUCUGUCAUAUGGAGCUUUCGGAGCAGUCGCAGGACAUGAGCUGUCACACGCUUUUGAUUCGUCCGGCAGAAACUACGAUCAGAAUGGCAACUAUAGCGACUGGUGGGAUGAGUCCACCAUCAAGGCCUUCAAGCAGAAGACAGACUGCUUCGUGGAGCAGUAUCACAACUACACCAUCCCGACGAAAGACGGCGAUCUGCCCAUCAACGGGAAACUCACCCUUGGUGAGAACAUCGCUGAUGCUGGCGGUCUAACUGCUGCAUUCCAGUCUUGGCGCCGCCGAGAUGAUGAGAAGGCCGACCUUAUCCUUCCUGGACUGGACUAUUUCUCGAAGGAGCAGAUUUUCUUCCUCGCCUAUGGGCUUACUUGGUGUGGUAAGACUAGGGAGGAGGAGGCUAUCAGGAGGAUCUACACGGAUCCUCACAGCCCUGCGUCUUACAGAAUUCAGGGUACCACGGCCAACUCUCGGGAGUUCCGAGAAGCUUUCAAGUGCCCCGUCAAGGAGCCGACUUGUGAACUGUGGUGA
Messenger RNA from Diaporthe amygdali, 2373 nucleotides. Its product is annotated as endothelin-converting enzyme. NCBI's taxonomy places the organism in Eukaryota, Fungi, Ascomycota, Sordariomycetes, Diaporthales, Diaporthaceae. The transcript is spliced from 4 exons. Gene Ontology annotation, biological process: protein processing. The coding region runs from base 1 to 2373 and encodes 790 amino acids. Gene Ontology annotation, molecular function: metalloendopeptidase activity. Gene Ontology annotation, cellular component: plasma membrane. The record is from RefSeq and is a predicted model, not a curated record.